This is a messenger RNA of Doryrhamphus excisus (bluestripe pipefish), 6218 nucleotides long. RefSeq names its product cadherin 8 (gene cdh8). The record is from RefSeq and is a predicted model, not a curated record. Gene Ontology annotation, biological process: cell morphogenesis; adherens junction organization; multicellular organism development. Gene Ontology annotation, cellular component: plasma membrane; catenin complex; axon terminus. Gene Ontology annotation, molecular function: calcium ion binding; beta-catenin binding; cadherin binding. NCBI's taxonomy places the organism in Eukaryota, Metazoa, Chordata, Actinopteri, Syngnathiformes, Syngnathidae.
GUCACUCCUCCAUCCGGCCAGCCAGCCUGUCGGAGCUCAACUCGGAGCUCCUCCGUGUGAAGAGCAGCGGACAGAAAGAGGAUUUCCAUCACACUCCUAAACAUUUUGGGGCGGCAGGAGGAGAGGAAGGUUUCUUCAAUCCCUUCCAUCUGGUGCGCACCGGAGUUGUGUAUUUUAUUUAUCAUUUUUUUUUAAUACAGAGAAGACGUAAAAUGACGCAGGAGAGGAGAAGAACACAAGUCUCAUUAUUAUAGUCUGCCGCUCGGACUAACGCCAAAUGGACGCCGCUCCGGACGCCUCGCCCCCUCACCAGCCGUGAUGGAGGCCGGCCAAGUGACCUUUACCACACCGUGAACGAGGACACCGGUAACCUUUUCUCGGUUAUCUGCGGAGGAGCCGUUGAUCCGAGAGCCUUUCUGGUGUCAAACACAAAAACAACGCAUUUAAAAAUAAACAAUAAAUCGCUAAGGAUGUGGAGGAGGUCCGAGGAGAUGCCGACGGAUGUGUGGAUGUCCUUGCUGCUGGUGUGGAUUACUUCCCUUCCCUGCGUGUCCGUCACCCCCGUCGGAGGGCCGGCGCAGGCGACGGCGAGCCUUCCCGGCGAAGGACAGCGACUGCUGAGCCGCGCCAAGAGGGGAUGGGUUUGGAACCAAAUGUUUGUGCUGGAGGAAUUUUCUGGACCCGAUCCAAUCCUGGUUGGCAGGCUGCACACGGACUUGGACGUAGGCGGCAAGAGCAUCAAGUACGUGCUGGCUGGCGAGGGGGCGGGCACCAUCUUCGCCAUCAAUGAGCUAACGGGCGACAUCCACGCCAUGAAGAGGCUGGACCGCGAGGAGAAGGCCGAGUACACGCUCACGGCGCAGGUCAUUAAUGCCGACACCGACGAGCCGCUGGAGCCGCCGUCCGAGUUCAUCAUCAAAGUCCAGGACAUCAACGACAAUCCGCCGCAGUUCAUCGAAGGCCCUUACCGAGCGUCUGUGGCCGAGAUGUCGGCAGUCGGUACCCCGGUGACACGAGUGACAGCCACAGACGCCGACGACCCGGUCUACGGAAACAGCGCCAAGCUGGUCUACAGCAUCCUGGAGGGCCAGCCUUACUUCUCGGUGGACCCCAACUCAGCCACAAUCAAAAUCGCUCUCCAUGGUAUGGAUCGAGAGAUGCGGGAGGAGUACCUGGUGGUCAUCCAGGCGAAGGACAUGGGAGGUCACAUGGGCGGCCUGUCGGGGACCACCACGGUCACCGUCACGCUCACCGACAUCAACGACAACCCGCCAAAGUUCUCCAAAAGUUUAUACGACUUUGUCAUCUCGGAAGACCUGCCCAUUGGGAAGAUGGGCGGCAAGGUGAAGGCCAACGACCGUGACAUCGGCGAGAACGCGCGCUCCACGUACAACAUCAUCGAGGGCGACGAGCAGGGCGUGUUUGAGAUCAUCACCGACGCACAGUCUCAGGAGGGGAUUUUGCGACUCAGAAAGGCGUUAGACUUCGAAAGCAGGAGGACCUACACGCUGAAGGUGGAGGCCACCAACGUGCACUCGGAGCCCGGCGGCGGACCCUUCAAGGACACGGCCACCGUCAAGAUCACCGUGGAGGACGCAGACGAGCCGCCGGUCUUCACCAAACCCGUUUACAUGCUGGAGGUCAACGAGAACGCGCCCAUCAACACCGCCAUCGGUACGGUCAGCGCCAGGGACCCGGACGCCAGCGGCAGCCAAGUCAGGUACUUCAUCGACCGGCACACGGACCUGGAGAGGCAGUUCAACAUCAACGUGGACGACGGGAAGAUCACGCUGGCCAAGCCGCUGGACCGGGAAACGGACAUGUGGCACAACAUCACCGUCACCGCCACAGAAGUCCGAAACCACAGUCAGAUAUCCCGGGCGGUGGUGGCCAUCAGGGUCAUGGAUAUCAACGACAACGCGCCCGAGUUUGCCACGGAGUAUGAAGCCUUUUUGUGUGAAAAUGGAAAACCCGGUCAGGUUAUCCAGACCAUCAGCGCCGUGGACAGGGACGACCCCAUCCAGGGACACUACUUCGAGUACCGCCUGGUACCGGAGAUGCUCAACAAUCCCAACUUCACCAUCAAGAACAACCAAGACAAUUCCAUCAGCGUCCUGGCCAAGCACGACACCUUCCGCCGGCAGAAGCAGGAGAUGUACUUCCUGCCCAUCAUUGUGACGGACAACGGCAACCCUCCCAUGAGCAGCACCAACACCUUGACCAUCCGCGUGUGCGGCUGCAGCAAAGACGGCAUCGUGCAGUCGUGCAACGUGGAGGCCUACGUGCUGCCCAUCGGUCUCAGCAUGGGCGCCCUCAUCGCCAUCUUGGCCUGCAUCAUCCUGCUCUUAGUAAUAGUGGUGCUUUUCGUGACGCUGCGGCGACACAAGAACGAGCCGCUCAUCAUCAAGGACGACGAGGAUGUGCGCGAGAACAUCAUCCGCUACGACGACGAGGGCGGCGGCGAGGAGGACACGGAGGCCUUCGACAUCGCCACACUGCAGAACCCGGACGGCAUCAACGGCUACCUGCCGCGCAAGGACAUCAAACCCGACCUGCAGUUCAUGCCGCGCGCCGGCCAGCACUCGGGCCCCAACGGCGUGGACGUGGACGAGUUCAUCAACGUGCGCCUCCACGAGGCUGACAACGACCCCACGGCGCCGCCGUACGACUCCAUCCAGAUCUACGGCUACGAGGGACGGGGGUCCGUCGCCGGCUCGCUCAGCUCGCUGGAGACGGCGUCGUCCGACUCGGACCAGAACUAUGACUAUCUCAGGGAGUGGGGGCCGCGCUUCAGGAGACUUGGGGAGCUCUACUCGGUGGGCGAGAGCGACCGCGAGACCUGACCUUUAUCCUGCUAGACCCCCCCCCCCCAAAAAAAAAACUCUUUUUCUUUUGUCUGUGUAUUAAACGCUAGGGGCUUUUAGAAAAAAGAGGCCACUUUUUCUAUUCUUCCUAUAGAGUGAGGUCUAGCAGCUGUCAUCCACUACGCAUUGUACUUGUCCAGAUGAUCUUUACUAGGAGAUUCUUGUGGAGUGUAACUUAGAUUCGUGGUGGAGUGUCUAGCAGUAUUUUGGGUGUUAGUCAUUGGUCGUGACUUCCAGUACCGGAGAGGACAAGGGAACUGGGGGGAAACUGGAUGGAAACUGGAGGGGAAACUGGAUGGGAACUGGAGAGGAACUGGAGAGGAACUGGAGAGGAACUGAAGGAGAACGCGAGACGACAAAGCAAUACUUGGUCUACAUUACUACGAUGAAUGUAUGCGAGGGUGUGAGCAGUCUCGGCUUUGACGGUGAACUUUUGUUCUUUCGUAUGUUCUUUGGCGGCCACAUUUAUAAACUUCUCUAGAAGCCCGCAAAAAAAAAAAAAGGCUCGCUUUAUACGACGACUCUUUGUAUUUACACGCCACAGGCAGCGUUGCGCUAGCCUACGAAAGACAACGUGAGGAUAAACACAGAAAAAAAAAAAUCACCAUGAGAGAAAUGUAGAAACUCUGAGGCCUUCUUUUUACAGAAGCAAGUUAAAUACAAUUGUAAUCUAAUGUUUUUUUUUUGUUCUUCAUACUUGUUUUUUGUAUAUCUGCUCUGAAAUACCGCAUUGACCCGAAUAUAAGACGACAUAUUUUUCCCACUAACGAAAUGUCUCCAAAAGCUGGAAGAUUUCUUCAUGAAAACCAACAAGACUUCUCCCCAGAGCUUUUCCUCCUGUCACUCACAAUGAGUUAUGAUGCCGGGGUUUUGACAAAGAGAUUUGUACGUGCAAAUCUGUGUCUCGAAGGUUGUUAGCAAGGGUACCUGGGGAUUUGUAUUGCAAACCAACAGGAGACCCCGAAGAAUUUCCCCUAGAGCUUUUCUUUGUGUCACACACACACUUAGUCAUCUGGCAAAAUAGAGACUAUGUCUCAGAGGUUGUUAGCAAGGGUGUCUUAUAUUCAAUGCCUACAUAUGUGUACGUAUAAAACAACAAGAGGUGCCAAAUCACUUCUCCCCACAGCCUUUCUUCCUGUCACUCACACACAUACAGAAAACAAGUUUCAAAUGUUGUUGGCAAACAGCAGAGGAGCAGCUAUGACGCUAAGUUGAAGAUAGUGAUCAUCAAUGAAGUUGAGUCGUCAAACAAACUGCUAAGAAAUAUAUUGUUUUCAUUUUACUCAUAUUGGAAAUGAAAAAUAUGGACUUUGUUAUGAUAUUUGCAUCUGGUACCUGCAAAUGCUUUUCUUCCCGUCACUCCCGCAUACCAGUGACCCGGUGACACUGAUCCAUUGGAAGAAUGUGUCUCAAAGGUCGUUGGCAAACGACAGAGGAAGAGUUAUGACGCCAACUUGAAGUUCGUUGUAGUCGAAGUAUUGAUAUUUACAUCUAUUUACAUCCCUAAAACUUUUCUUCCUGUCGCUCACCCACACACCAGCGACCUGGCAAAACAGACAGCGGUCUGAAAGCUUAUUAGCAAGGGGUCGUCUUAUAAAAUCUUUGAUGCUGUGGGAUUUCUACAUGCAAACCAACAGGUGGUGCCAAAUGACUCUUCCAAAGAGCUUUUCUUCCUGUCACUCACGCACACCAGUGACCUGGCGACACAGAGGUCCCGCUGGAAGAUUGUAUCUCAAAAAACUUGAAGAAAUAUGAUGCUCUGAUUAUGCCACUCUACCAGUUCUUAUUUGCAUCUCCAAAAAGACGGGACAUCAAAAAGGGGCGCCAAGGACUUUUUUCCUACAGAUUUUCUUCUUGUCACUCACACACACCUGGCAACACAGAGGCCUUGUGUCUCAAAGGUUACUAGCAAGAGGUUGUCAUAUAUUUGGGGUCUCAAAGUAGUGCCGAAUAACUACUCAUUCAGAGCUUUUCUUCCGGUCACUCUCACCCACCCACACACACACACACACACACACGAGUGACCCGGUGACACUGAUCCAUUGGAAGAAUGUGUCUCAAAGGUCAUUGGCAAACGACAGAGGAAGAGUUAUGACGCCAACUUGAAGUUCGUUGUAGUCAAAGUAUUGAUAUUUACAUCUAUUUACAUCCCUAAAACUUUUCUUCCUGUCGCUCACCCACACACCAGCGACCUGGCAAAACAGACAGUGGUCUGAAAGCUUAUUAGCAAGGGGUCGUCUUAUAAAAUCUUUGAUGCUGUGGGAUUUCUACAUGCAAACCAACAGGUGGUGUCAAAUGACUCUUCCAAAGAGCUUUUCUUCCUGUCACUCACGCACACCAAUGACCUGGUGAGACAGAGAUCCUGCUGGAAGAAAAAACUUGAAGAAAUAUGAUACUCUUAUUUUUCCACUCUACCAGUUCUUAUUUGCAUCUCAAAAAGAGGGGCCAUCAAAAGGGGGCGCCAAGGACUUUUUCCUACAGAUUUUCUUCUUGUCACUCACACACACCUGGCAACACAGAAACCUUGUGUCUCAAAGGUUAUUAGCAAGAGGUUGUCAUAUGUUUGGGGUCUCAAAGUAGUGCCGAAUAACUACUCAUUCAGAGCUUUUCUUCCGGUCACUCACACACACACACACACACACGAGUGACCCGGCAGCACAGAGGCCAUUUCGUCACAAAGGUUGUUAGCAAGUUAGCAAAGAUGAUACAUCAUAUGAGGAAGAGCCAUUCCAUAAAAUAGAAAUAAAUCGAACAAAAAGGCGAAAAUGUAUUUUCGCCUUUGAUGUUUGGUUCUUAUGUUCUGGUCAAUGCGGUGCGUUGCCUUUCUGUGCUGACGAUUCCAAGUGCGUGUUUUUCCACAAAUGUUCUUUUCCCUUUACGUCGUCACAACAGCGCCGCUUCAUCGCAGCUCAAAGCGUAGAUUAGAAAAACGAUCAGGCCUUUUCUGCUCCAUGCUAAUCCCGUGUAAAAUCUCUCAUUGCCAAUUUGUCAUCCAGUUGCAUCUUCGCCCUUAAAAAAGGUCGCAGAUCCAGCCCAUAUUGUGCGUACACUGUAUGAUAUGAAUUUAAAUAAAAACAACGGCUUGUGCUGUACAUAGCUAACGUCAUUAGCUUCCAAUGAGGUGGUAGGUUUUGUCUCUGCACGUUAGCUCUUUGCACAGAACUCCGGCGACGGCACUACACAACAAACACCAGAAGACGACAGCUGACUCAACCACGUCUAUGGAAUAAUCCAUUCUACCCGUCACCUUUUUUCUACUGUGCUUUACUGCUUAUCAAUGUGUAUGUUCAAUUAUUUACUCCCUGUACUGUAAUGGCAGAUUACCCUGUAUUGUUUCCUACUUUGUCAAAUAUA